AUGACCAAUAUGGAGACAGAAGUCGAACGUGUCGUAACAGAUGCCAUCAAUAAUUCUGGCUUGACUGUUACAGUGCAUCCCUUGGUGAUUAUGAACAUAUCAGACCAUACUACUCGAACUCGAAUUAUGAGUGGAAAUCCUGUUUGGCCUCUAGUCAUUGGAGCAUUAUUGGGGACACAAGUUGGACGUGAAGUUCAGAUAUAUGAUUCAUAUGAAAUACCCUUUGUGACUGUUGAAGGCUUGCAUGCUCUAGACAAGAAUUACUUUGUGCAAAAGCAGGAACAAUACAAGCAAGUAUUUCCGUUAUAUGAUCUUCUUGGAUGGUAUGCGACAGGCUCAAAACCAACUCCAACAGACAUGCACAUUCACAACCAAUUCUUUGAAUACAACGAAUCACCACUAUUCCUACAAUUAAAUCCAGCUGGAGCAGUCGCAACCAAAGAAUUACCAAUCACUGUAUACGAAACAUUCGUUGAAGGUGUCGCUGAAGGAACUCCAAGGAAUGCAUUCAUCAAAUCAAACUACAAGAUUGAAACAGCUGAAGCUGAACGUAUUGCUGUUGAUCAUGUUGCUCGUGCUGCCAAUGAAGGUGGUGCUGAUUCCUCGAGUUUGAUAUCUCAUUUGGUAUCCCAACGAAAUGCCAUCAAAAUGUUACUUGCUCGAGUGAAACUAUUGUAUCAAUACGUGGCAGAUGCUGAAGCUGGACUUGUGCCCAAGAAUCAUGAUAUAUUACGACAGAUUGCUAGUUUGUGCAAUCGAUUGCCUACGUUGGACUCUGCUGACUUCCAAACGGAAUUCCUUGCAGAUUACAAUGACGUUUUGCUGAUUACCUACUUGGCUACCAUCACAAAAGGAUCUCAUGUCAUCACAGAUAUGGUGGACAAGUUCAACUUGGCUGUCGGAGAUCGUUCCAGUCGACGUGCCUUUGGGUCGCGGGGAAUGGCUUAA
Molecule: messenger RNA, 948 nt
Organism: Synchytrium microbalum
Lineage: Eukaryota; Fungi; Chytridiomycota; Chytridiomycetes; Synchytriales; Synchytriaceae
Exons: 8
Coding region: 1-948 (315 amino acids)
Biological process (GO): protein deneddylation
Cellular component (GO): COP9 signalosome
Molecular function (GO): protein binding; metallopeptidase activity
Source: RefSeq, a predicted model, not a curated record